AUGGCUACACUGCGGGUUCGAGGGAUUCCGGCUUUGAGUUCUGCCCCUACACUUCCCAGACGCGGUCUAUCCCUCUAUGCUCGCACAUUUAGUGUUCUCAGAUCAAGAUCUGCUCUUCGUCAACCAUGUCUAUUGAGCCCCCGAGUCGCAGCUAUACCUUCCUACCUUUCCGUCUCUCGCUAUCAACAAUUCAGCACUUCUCCUGUCCACCAUGAGACCAUUAUCAAAGUCCCUCAAAUGGCCGAGUCCAUUUCCGAAGGAACUCUGAGUUCAUUUUUGAAACAAGCUGGGGACUACGUCGAGCGGGACGAAGAGAUUGCUUCGAUCGAGACAGACAAGAUCGAUGUUUCUGUCAAUGCUCCUGAAGCAGGCACAAUAAAAGAGCUUUUGGUCAGCGAGGGAGACACUGUCGUUGUGGGACAAGAUAUUGCCAAACUGGAGCCCGGCGAGGGCGGUGGCAGUGGUGCAGGGGAGGCAAAGGAAGCACCGAAGGAGCGUGCUCCACACGACCAACCCACAAGUUCAGAUCUAGAGCCGAAGAAGGAGGAACCAAAGAGAGAAGAGCCUCUGCCACCUCCACCAAAGAAGGAAGAGAAGCCCGCACCCGCGCCACCCCAGGGAUCGAAGAAACCCUCAGCGGAGGGGCCUAAAGUUGGGGUUGACUCGCCGUUUGGCCCAGGGAGCCGAAAUGAAAAUCGAGUCAAAAUGAACCGGAUGCGUCUGAGAAUUGCCGAGCGUCUGAAGCAAUCUCAAAAUACCGCAGCAUCCUUGACGACCUUCAAUGAAGUCGACAUGUCCAAUGUCAUGGAGUUCCGCAAGAAGUACAAAGAUGAGGUCUUGAAGAAUACCGGUGUGAAGCUGGGCUUCAUGAGCGCCUUUGCCAAGGCCAGCGUCUUGGCCAUGAAAGACAUUCCUACUGUCAACGCAUCCAUUGAAGGUCCUGGUGGUGGCGACACCAUCGUGUACCGGGACUUCGUCGAUAUCAGUGUUGCCGUUGCGACACCCAAAGGCCUCGUCACCCCGGUAGUUCGGAAUGCGGAGAGUAUGGACUUGAUCGGGAUCGAAAAGGCAAUAGCCGAUUUGGGCAAGAAGGCGCGAGAUGGACAGCUCACCAUUGAAGACAUGGCGGGUGGUACCUACACGAUUAGCAAUGGCGGUGUAUUUGGUUCGAUGAUGGGCACACCCAUUAUCAACUUGCCUCAAACAGCUGUGCUUGGUCUCCAUGCUAUCAAAGACAGGGCCGUGGUCAUGAUGUAUCUUGCACUGACUUACGAUCAUCGUUUGUUGGAUGGCAGGGAAGCUGUCACGUUCUUGGUGAAGAUCAAGGAAUACAUAGAAGACCCGCGCAAGAUGUUGUUAGCUUAG
Messenger RNA from Rhinocladiella mackenziei CBS 650.93, 1365 nucleotides. RefSeq lists its product as uncharacterized. Lineage: Eukaryota; Fungi; Ascomycota; Eurotiomycetes; Chaetothyriales; Herpotrichiellaceae. The coding region runs from base 1 to 1365 and encodes 454 amino acids. The transcript has 5 exons. Gene Ontology annotation, molecular function: dihydrolipoyllysine-residue succinyltransferase activity. Gene Ontology annotation, cellular component: oxoglutarate dehydrogenase complex. Gene Ontology annotation, biological process: tricarboxylic acid cycle. The record is from RefSeq and is a predicted model, not a curated record.